Molecule: messenger RNA, 2508 nt
Organism: Cyprinus carpio (common carp)
Lineage: Eukaryota; Metazoa; Chordata; Actinopteri; Cypriniformes; Cyprinidae
Source: RefSeq, a predicted model, not a curated record
AGCAGCAUUCUAUAUCUUGUGAAACUUUAGAAAACUGCUGGAAAAUGUUUGAGCCGUUUAUUUUCUUCUGUUUGUGCUUGUGGAGUCUGACUGGUGUGUUUGGUGUUGAUGAAGUGAAGUCAGUGUCAGUGAUGGAGGGAGAUUCUGUCACUCUGAACAUUGGUGGUACUGAUAUACAGAUAAACAAUGUGACUGAGUGGUUUGGACCAGAAGACAGUCUCAUAGUUAAAAUCACCAUACAGAACAAUAUGAGCAAGAUUCAUAAUGAUGAUAGAUCUAGAGGCAGACUGAAACUGGAUCAGAAUGGAUCUUUGAUAAUCACAAACACCAGAACCACAGACUCUGGAGUUUAUAAAGUAACCAGCAACAGCCCAGGGACACGGCUAAAAAUAUUCAAUCUUACUGUCCAUGCUUAUCUGCCGAUCCCUGUCAUCACCAUUUACUGUCCACAAAACUCUUCAUCAUGUGUGCUGGUGUGUUCAGUGGUGAAUGUGGCUCAUUCCACUCUCUCCUGGUACAAAGGAAACCGUUUAUUGUCCAGCAUCAGUGUGUCUGAACUCAGAAAAAGUCUCUCUGUACCUCUGGAGGUGGAAUAUCAGGAUAAAAACACAUACAGCUGUGUGAUUAACAAUGCCAUCAACAACCAGACCACACAUCUGGACAUCACUCAACUCUGUUACACAUGUCCAGACUGCAUCGACUGUUGCGGUUCAACUGAAGCUGUGAUUCGAUUGGCUCUCUCUGCUCUGGUGGGCGUGGCUACUGUUGGUGUGCUGGUUUAUGAAUUCAGAUCCAGUCUUCAACAAAAGAGAAAACAGCAGACAUUGGUAUCAAACUCUGAUUAAUCAGAUAGUCAGGAAGGUGGUAUAUAGUAUUAGUAUAGUAUUAUAUAGUAUAGUAUUAGUAUAGUAUAUAGUAUUAUAGUGGUUCAACGCAUUAUAUUGUUUUUUGUUGUUGUUGUUGUUUUUUAAGUCAUAGAUCUGAUCAUUAUUUCGGAUAAGCAAGAAAAAAAUAUUUAAAGCACAAUGACAAUGCUGUGAAGUGUUUUUGACAUAAGCUAAUUUAAUCUGUUGCUAGAUACAUGCAACUCUGUAUCCACGCUGUCUGAAACACGUCUCUAUAUGCUUGUGCGUGCUUUGAUUGUGUGCGAGAACAGCGUGUGAGUAUCGAAUUGAGCUCUCUCUCUCGUUCUUAUUCUUAUGAUUUAAAAUAGUUUGAACAUGUAGAUUGGCAAAUUAAUCUACGAAUCACAUGCGUGCUGAACAGUAUAGGGCCCCCUUCCUCAAAUUUUGCCCUGGAAGUCUAAUGCGCUGCAGAGUUUAGCUCCAACCCUGAUCAAAGUCACCUGCCUGUGAUUUUAGAAUGAUCCCAAAGACAUUGAUUAGCAUUGAUCAGCAUGCUCAGGCGUGUUUGAUCAGAGCUAAACUCUGCAGGAAAGUGGAUCUCGAGGUCCAGAUUUGAGGAUCCCUUGUAUAGGGUCUCGUCUGUACGUAUCAUGGUUCAACUGCGAUCCGUUUAACCCCUAAUAUGUGACAGAUCAGAGCAGAAAAUAUCUUUCAUUUACUUAUUUAACAUGAAAUCGUCAAAUUGCUGCUCCAUAUCAAUUGCAUACAAGUUUUGGUUCCAUAAAGAACCUCUUACCUUUUUAUAAUCGGAAGAACCUUCGCCAUGAAUAACCUUUUGUGAAACAGAAAGGCUCUUCAGAUAUUACAGAUUCUUUAUGGAACCAUUUAGACAAAAAAAGGUUCUUUAUGGCAUCGUGAAGCACCUUUACUUUUAAGAGUGUUGUUUACCCUGAUUUUAACCCCGUUUCACACUUCACACUAAAUUAAAACCCCAUAGACCAACUAAACUGCCAACGUCAGCUGUAUCAAUAAAUCAAUGUAAGAUGUGUUCUUACACAAAACUAAUCAGUUGAGAGCGGAUGAGAGAGAAGACCUGCAAGUGAACUUUAACAUAAACACGCUGCGUUUAAUGUGCUGCUGAUAAAAUAAGUGCUUGUAAGCAAUUCUGCAGGAAGCUGAAGAUCUCAUCAGCCAAAGGCGACAAUUAUGACACAUUUUUUCUGCUUUUUGUAUGUAGAAGUGUGUGAGAGAGAUGAAGUAUGACAACCAGAGCAGAUACCGACCACUGCAUUGGAAAAGGUUGUUUUUAAUACUGAAAAAUGACAUUUACAUCUGUUUUAUAUCUGAUCAUCCCCAGUUAACAAAAUAUAUUCUAAGAACAUUUUGCUAACAGUUUGCUAAUUAUCAAAUAAAUGUUUUCUGAAUGGCCAGUUUUGCAAAUGUUUUAAAAACUUUUUAUAAUUUUACUUUUAUACUUUUGCAAACAUUGUUUUGGAGUGUUAUUUUGUUCCCUGAACAUCCCGAAACAAGUGGAAACAUUAGAAAAAUGAUCACAAAUGUAUGAAGAAAAUUUUGUUCAAAUAUUUUAGGAACAUUGUUCAAGACCAGAAUAUUUUGAAUGGACAUUCUAUUAACAUUCGCUCAUUCUGAGAACAUUCCCUGC